UUUUCAGAACCGAACGCAGAAGCAGACGUCCAUAUCUAUUGUCUUAACUGUCACUCCUAUAUAACGCUUUUCCAUAUGCGCCUUUUUCGGUUUAAAUGUGCCGAACCGGUUUUGAAUUAGUAAUCAAAACUACAUUGUACCCGUUCGGCUGCCGUACUUGAGCUACGUCAUGAGCAUGAGCGGGCGGUGAUUGGUCGGUUUCAAUCCUCGCGGGCUACUUGAACAGAUUGAAGCCUCUCGUCUUUACAUGUUUCUGUGUAAAUGGACUGAGGCUAGCUUUACCCAGUUUGCAGGUUGGUUCAAAUUUCUGGGUCAAUUUGUGAGUAUGGCGACUUAACAUCAUCAACUGUAACUUUUGUGCAUCCUCUGUUUUGCCUUUUCCGCUGCAGUUCGAAGUAUCGUUGCUAUCUCAACAGCUUACUUUUGACUUAGCGUUUCUCGGAGCUUCAUCAGAAAGGAAACAAAUUGCUAAAGCUAGCCUCUCUCACUGCGGACCACGUUAAUAUUUUGUCCAUAAAUCCACCAGUUUUUUUUUUCUAAUACAAGACUGCACUCACCAGGCUUAGUCAAGCGGGGAAAGACAAGGCUAUUGUGUACUUUAUCUGGAGGAAACAUGUCAGGAGCCAACAGAACACAAGGAAGCGCGGCUAAUACCGAGUACCACAACCAAGAAAAGAUGUUGUCAAGGCUCAGAGGCUCGUUGAAACCCCGAGCUGCUGCAACAGAAAACCAAGAAAACAUGCCCCCGAAACAAGCAACAGCAUCCAACAGAACCGUCCUGGGACCCCUACAGAACACUAACCAGCGGAGUAAAACCCAGAACCAGCGCGGCACAAAACAGGAUGCAUCAUUGCCCUUGUCCUGUAAAAAUGAAGAUUUUGGCAAAGCCUGCCAUGAGAACACUUCAUCCAAGCAGCCUACUUUCCAGAUUCACGUGGAUGAGCCUGAUGGUGCCUGCACCAAAAAACAGCAGGUGGUUGAUGCAGUCAAAGUAAAGUCGACAGAUGAUGUUCACUUGGUGGUUGACAAUGCUGUGGCACGGCUCCGGCAACCUCUGGCCUCACUUGACAUUCCAUCAGCAAUGGAUGUCAGCCUUCUAGACUCUCCCAUGGACAUGUCUGUGAUUGAGGGGGAGGAGAAGCCGACUGAUGUAAAUGAAGUCCCAGAGUAUGCUGAUGAAAUCCACACGUACCUCAGAGAAAUGGAGUUAAAAACCAGGCCUAAAGCAUGCUACAUGAAGAAACAACCUGACAUCACAAACAGUAUGAGGGCCAUCCUGGUAGACUGGCUGGUUGAAGUUGGAGAAGAGUACAAACUCCAGAAUGAAACACUUUAUCUUGCUGUAAACUACAUCGAUCGCUUCCUGUCCUCAAUGUCUGUCUUGAGGGGGAAGCUUCAGCUGGUUGGGACUGCUGCAAUGUUGUUGGCCUCGAAAUUUGAAGAAAUCUACCCCCCUGAGGUGGCUGAGUUCGUUUACAUCACAGAUGACACCUAUACAAAGAAACAAGUGUUAAAAAUGGAGCAUCUGGUGCUUAAAGUGCUGUCUUUUGAUCUGGCAGCCCCAACAAUCAACCAGUUUCUCACACAUUACAUCCUCAAUCACUCGGUUACCAAACAGGUGGAGAGCCUGGCAAUGUAUCUGGGAGAACUGAGUCUGGUUGAUUCUGAUCCCUUUCUGAAGUAUCUACCAUCACAGAUGGCGUCUGCAGCUUACAUUGUGGCAAACCACACAGUGACUGGUGGCUCUUGGCCAAAGUCCUUGAUAGAGAAGACUGGCUACACUCUAGAAGACUUAAUGCCAUGUAUUGAGGAUCUGCACAAAACUUACCUCAAUGCUGCACAGCAUGCCCAGCAGUCUGUUAGGGAGAAGUACAGGGGCUCCAAGUACCACGAAGUGUCUGUCAUUGAAGCUCCAGCAAAGUUGCUGCUGAAGUAGAUCCCCUGUAGGUUUUUUCUUUAUCUUCCCUUGUCAUUUAAUGUUUUUUUUUUUUUUUUUUUUUUUUUUUUUUUAAAUGUGCCAUGAUUUCAGAGGACACAGCCUGCUCUUCUUGGAGUACAGCUGUUGGUUUUUUAAAAGUAUUUUUAUAUACUUAAAUCCAGUCUUGUUAAACUGGUUAAUAAAGCAGUUUUACAGGUGUAACUUUUAAUCAGUCAGUAUGCUGCUUUGCUCUGCAGUGUCUAAAGCCCACUAGACCCAGGAAUAUACUCUUGUAAAAUUCUGUCCAUUUAUCCCUGUUAAGGGUGGGGCUGAUGUUACAGGUUUACCUCUUUGUGAGGCUUGGCCUCAUGGAUACAGAUUAAAGUAAAUCUUGUCUUUCAUGGAGUCAGCUGUGUCGUUACAGUCAUGUCUUGGAAGUCAACAGCAUUAUCUGCACUGUAAAAUGGCUCUUGUAAAUAAAAUUCAUUUAAGACACAGAUUUCUAGUUUUGACUACUGGACUCAUGGGGGCAGCAGAGGACUACUUCAUUGUGGAGCUGUAAGCCAGUGUAUUCACAGCAUCAAUGUGGGGAUAUAAGGUCUGAAACUAAACUCGUAAUUGAAGAUGACUUGGUGUGGAUAGUACUGAAUCACUGAAAUUGCAGGUGUAAUUUAACUAGUUCAGUGACGGUGCAAGAUUCAAGUUUUGUUUUUUACACCCUUUGAAGCUGCAAUGCCUCAACAUUGCUGUGACCAGUAUUGCACUAAUAUCAAUACUGGUAGAUUACAAGUCAUAGCAAUAAUUAUACCUAUACAUGUGUGAAGCACAUUCAUGUACUAUUGGAACUGCAGGCUUCUGUACAAUUAUGUCUGAAAGACGCUCCAUCUGCAAGGGUUUUUAAAGAGCCAAUAGCAUUAAAGGCAUCUCACUCUGCUCCUCCUCUCAUGACAAAUUGGGAGGCUGGCUUUGUGCAAAGGGGCUGACAGGAGAGGGGGAGCACAGCCAGCUGCAGAAAGAUUUUCUUUCUCAGUAGAAUGGACAGCUUCAACAGGUUACUACUGACUACUUGCAUUUCAAACUAACUGGAGGAUUUUAAUAUGGAAACAGAUUGGAAUUCUAUGACAUAGUCAAGCUUUGGAAUACCUGUUUGGACAAUGGCUUCUGUGGCUACAGCGCAGCAUUUGUCAAACCCCUGAGAAGUGAGCAAGAGAGUUUUAGGGGAAGGCGGGUUGCUGCCUAACCCCAUGCCUGCCCCCAGAAAAUUUCUGGUGGCGUCCACCUCGCUGCCACUGGCUCUGGGUUGGGGCUGGAACCUGAGCCUGUAUGUGGGGCUGCUCCUUGGACUACUGUUGCUCAUGAUGCUUCUUCUGUGGGUGCUCCUCAAGCAGCUGAGGAACUCAGUGGGAAAAACCACCUUGCAGCCUGUUCGAUCUUUCAGAAAGCCUUGCUUUGAUCAGAGGCUCCAUCACGUGCUGUGAAAAAAUGGGACAAUUUCACCAAAACACUGCCAGGACUGUGGCUUUUUGGAAUGCUUUUGCAGAUUUAUGUAAGAAAAUAGUUUGUUUUGUACGGACUCAAGUGCUUAUAGUCCCUUGCAGAGUAAUAAAACCUGUUUAUGUUCUUU
This is a messenger RNA of Sphaeramia orbicularis (orbiculate cardinalfish), 3542 nucleotides long. It is a transcript of the gene ccna2, whose product is annotated as cyclin A2. Gene Ontology annotation, molecular function: cyclin-dependent protein serine/threonine kinase regulator activity. The transcript is spliced from 8 exons. Lineage: Eukaryota; Metazoa; Chordata; Actinopteri; Kurtiformes; Apogonidae. Gene Ontology annotation, biological process: mitotic cell cycle phase transition. The record is from RefSeq and is a predicted model, not a curated record. The coding region runs from base 614 to 1936 and encodes 440 amino acids.